Apiotrichum porosum is the source of this 486-nucleotide messenger RNA. RefSeq lists its product as uncharacterized. The coding region runs from base 1 to 486 and encodes 161 amino acids. The transcript has 6 exons. NCBI's taxonomy places the organism in Eukaryota, Fungi, Basidiomycota, Tremellomycetes, Trichosporonales, Trichosporonaceae. The record is from RefSeq and is a predicted model, not a curated record.
AUGGACAAGAUCAAGGAGCGCUUCACCCUUCUCGGCCAGAAGAUCGAGGCCGCCGAGGCCCGCGCUGAGGCUGCCGAGGCUGAGAACAAGAAGCUCAACCAGUCGCUCCUCGAGCGCGACCAGGAGCUCUCGUCGCUGCAGCACAAGCUCACUCUUGCCGAGGAGGAGCUCGAGGCGGCCGAGGGCAAGGUCAAGGAGUUCAAGGGCGCGGCCGAGGAGGGCGACAACCACCGCACGACCGGCGAGAACCUCGCUCGCAAGGUGCAGCUUCUCGAGGAGGAGCUGGACAAGGCCGAGAAGGACCUCAAGGAGACCACCGAGAAGCUCCGCCAGGUCGACGUCAAGGCUGAGCACUUUGAGCGUGCCGUCCAGCGUGCCGAGCAGGAGAGGGACGAGUGGGAGAAGAAGUACGGAGACGCUGUCGAGAAGUACCAGCAGUCGAAGCGCGAGCUCGACGAGGUUGUCGCCCAGAUGGAGAGCUUGUAA